Molecule: messenger RNA, 2094 nt
Organism: Fusarium musae
Lineage: Eukaryota; Fungi; Ascomycota; Sordariomycetes; Hypocreales; Nectriaceae
Exons: 2
Coding region: 1-2094 (697 amino acids)
Molecular function (GO): protein binding
Source: RefSeq, a predicted model, not a curated record
AUGACUGCGACAUCCAGCAUCGAUCUCAUCAACCUAUGCAGGUCCAUCUCGAAGCGCACAGGAGCUUGUGAGGCCGCUGCAGAUGACCUAGUCGAACGAGAUGAACAGCAUGUUCUUGAGCUCAAGACUAUAUCAUCUGGUCUUGAGGAGCUGAAGCGCAGACUUGCUGAAUUGGAAGAGCUCCUCCGUACCAAACCCGACAGCCGUAAACUCCGCGACACUCGAGAGACCCUCACUCCGCUCUUCACGAUUUAUGAAACGGUACUGGAAGUUCUACGUAUGCAAUUGGCUAGUUGGCAGCCAGAGAAUACAGCGGGAUCAGACAGCGCAUUCUUGAAGGCGCAUGAAGGCUGUCUUGUUGUUUACAACUACAUGCUCGAAGUUUGCACUCCCCUCGUCAAGAAGGACGAGUCUUUUGGGCCAUCAGGCGCAGCCUUUUUCACCCAUCAAGCUCAAGAAGCAGUAAAGUCGGCUAUGAACCAAAGACUUGUGAAAGCAGGUAAAGAUACUGCCAUAAAGGAAAAAAUGUCCAACAGCGAGAAAAUGCCUGUCGCGGAAAAAGAAGUAGCGCCACCUUCGUAUCCAGAGCCUGUAUCAACAGCAACAUCGUCGCCCAUAGCAUCACCAUCAACGUCUUCACCACUCGUUCAAAGUCCGGUAAACAACUGUCGCCCCCCCAAAAGCUCCUCGUUCUUCAGAGCCCUUACGUCAAGCUUCCGCAAGCAUGAUCCAUUGGUCUCAACGCUCUGUCAAGCCGCCGCUCGUGGGGACGAGCAACAAGUCUCCGGCCUAAUCACCCAAGGUGGAAACGUCAACGGUCGAAACGAAGAUGGGGAUACACCACUAAAGUGCGCCAUAAGAUACGAUCAAGUUGGAACCGCUCGUAUUCUUCUACAAGCUGGAGCACAAAGCAACAAGCUACCGCCAUUAUUCAAGGCUGCUUCUGUCGGAAGUCUCAAGAUCGCGAGGAUGCUUAUAGAUUCAGGCGAAAGUGUACACGGCAAAUCAAAAACUGGGAGGCCGUACUUCGUUGAUGUUGCUGCUAAAGGCAACCUCGACGGUAUCAAGUUUCUCCUUGAGAAUGGAGCUCCAGUUAAUGCAAAGAACGAGAGACGAGAGGAGGUCAUUGUCCAGGUCGUCAAGACCGACAACAUCGAGAUUACCCGCCUUCUUCUUGCGCACGGGGCCAACGCAUGUGCAAAGGACGCAAUAGGCGAGGAGAUCAUUGUAUACGCUGUUAAGAAGGGCAAUGUCGAACUUGCCAACAUCCUCCUCAGUCACGGCGCCGAUCCCAAUGCCGAAAGUGCUAUUAAACAGACCAUUCUCUACACAGCAGUUCAGAGCGGCAACGCUGACAUGGUUGGGCUGCUCCUCGACAAGGGCGCAAGUGCGAGGCUGUUGAAUAUUCUUGGAACGAGCAUCCUAGAGGCUUCUAUUGGAAUGAAGAGAUUCCAGAUCGUGAAGAAACUUGUCGAAGGAGGUGCUGAUGUUGAGGGUACGGAUGCACAUCAGCAACCUAUUCUCAUCAAGGUUAUCAGGAACCCGUUUUUGAAUAACGAUGAGAAGGUUGAGGUUAUGAAUAUGCUGAUGGAGAAUGGUGCGAGUCCUGAAACGGUUGAUAUCAUCUUUGGUCUGCCAGCUAUUUGUCACGCUGUCGAAAUGCCCAGUACCCCAGUGGUGCAAGCUCUUCUCAGCCGAGCCGUCAACACAAACGUCCGCAUGCUCUCGGGCCAAACUCUACUCACAUACUCCAUCGAUGUCAACCGUCAGAACACUGUCGAAGCACUGCUGGCACAAGGUGUUGAUGUCAAUGAGGUCGAUGGACUGAACAGAACGCCUCUGAAAUUAGCUCUAAUGAGACUUGACUAUAACCUGACGGCGAAGUUGAUGGAUUACGGUGCUGAUCCAGCAGCCAAAGAGAAUCAAGAAGCUGUCAACUUCAUCAAGGCUGUGGGUAGAAAGGAUUUACAGGAACUUCUUCGACCAAGACAGGUUGAGGCAGGUCCCUCAGCUCCAGCUGUCCGGCAUGAGAUCGAGCUGCCCACGUCUGAGGCUCCACCGCCUUCGUAUGAGCUUGUGGCCGGAAAGGUCUGA